AAUGCUUCUACACCGCUCCACACAUCGUCUUGGACUGCUUUUUCAUCGAAAUCCACUAUUUUCCGGCACAAUAAAUCGAUUUUCAACAGUUCUACCGCAUAUUUUGAGUGCUCGCAGAUUUCCACAAAGGAGGCCCGCUCGCCCGAAGGAAGAAAGUUCAGAAGCAGAGAAAAGUCCACCAAAACGCUGGGAAUUCGAGAUAAGCUGGAGCUCCAAAGGCCACCGAGAAACAAAAUCCGACGCAAAAUCAGCGUCAGAAGGCAAUGAAAACGGCGGGGGAAAUAAGGGCGAUAAUGACCCUCGCAAGCAAUUAAUGGAAAAAAUGAAGAGAUGGCUUGCAAUUUCACUUUUUGCCUACGGAAUUCUAUUUAUUUUAUCUCCAAAAGGAGCCGCUGCUGUCACAGCUGAUAAAAUUUCAUGGAGUGAAUUUAUAAAUGAGCUAUUGCCAACUGGACAAGUUUAUCGAAUUAUUAUUCUACCGGAAAAGGAUGUCGCAUAUCUUUAUUGCUAUGAUACUGGAGCUAAGAAUUCGAGAGGUGAAAAGCUGGCGAGCAUGUACAGAGUCGGUAUUCCUUCCGUCGCAAGAUUCGAAACAGAAGUUAGAGCUGCUGAAGCUGCUCUCGGGCUUCCGCCAGAGCAUUGGACACAAAUUGAGUACAGAAGAAGUGAAAAUGUAGCUCAAUGGUUCACAAUAAUCGUGUUGGGUGGUCUGCUUCUGGGUGGUUUUGUGCUUUUCAGAAAGUUUAAAGGAUCAUUCAAUAUGAGUGAUAUGAUGUCAAAUAUGACAAAAGGAAAAUUCACAAUUAUCGAUCCACACAGUGUUGAAGGCAAAAAACAGCUGAAAAUUAAGUUUAAAGAUGUGGCGGGAUGUAGUGAGGCGAAAGUGGAAAUUCGAGAAUUUGUCGAUUAUUUGAAGAAUCCCGGACGAUUUACGAAACUCGGAGCCAAACUACCACGUGGCGCUUUGCUCACCGGACCGCCCGGAUGUGGUAAAACUCUACUGGCAAAAGCUCUGGCCGCUGAAUCUACAGUACCGUUUAUCUCAAUGAAUGGAUCCGAAUUCGUAGAGGUUAUCGGUGGACUUGGUGCAUCGCGAAUUCGUGGAUUAUUUAAAGAAGCACGUUCCAGGGCUCCGUGUAUCAUUUAUAUUGAUGAAAUUGAUGCAAUCGGACGGAAAAGGAGUGAAGGAGCUGGAGCUGGCGGCGGUUUUGGAGGUGGCUCCGGUGAAGAAGAACAAACACUCAAUCAGUUGCUCGUCGAAAUGGACGGAAUGGGCUCGGGGAACGGAGUUGUUGUGCUCGCUUCCACAAAUCGAGCCGAUGUCCUUGAUAAGGCUCUCCUGAGACCCGGACGCUUCGAUCGACACAUUUCAAUCGAUUUACCGACGGUUUUGGAGCGAAAAGACAUGUUCGAGUUGUAUAUGAGAAAGAUUAAGCUUGAUCAUGCUCCGCAGGAGUAUUCUCAACGUCUGGCAGCUCUGACACCCGGCUUCACAGGUGCCGACAUUAUGAACGUAUGCAACGAAUCGGCAAUCCGCGCGGCGUCCAAUAAAUGUCACGUGGUCACUCAUAAAGAUAUGGAAUACGCGUUGGAUCGAGUUUUGGCGGGCUCCGAGAAGCGGAGUAGAUCACUUGUUGAAGAAGAACGAGAAGUCGUCGCAUAUCAUGAAGCUGGGCAUGCGCUGGUUGGAUGGAUGUUGGAGCAUACUGAUGCUCUGUUGAAGGUAACAAUCAUCCCCCGAACGUCUGCAGCUCUCGGAUUUGCUCAAUAUUCUCCACGUGACAAACAUCUCUUCUCAAAAGAUGAGCUUUUCGAUCGAAUGUGCAUGAUGCUCGGUGGCCGAUGUGCUGAGAACCUGAAAUUCGGCCGAGCCACGUCAGGAGCACAAGAUGACCUGCAAAAAGUGACAAAAUCGGCGUAUGCUCAAGUGAAGCUGUAUGGAAUGAGCUCAAUUGUUGGGCCGCUAUCGUUUCCGAAUACUGAAGGAUUUCAAAUUAAACCGUAUUCGAAAAAAUUCGCGUCGACUUUUGAUCAAGAAGCCACGCUGAUUGUGGCAAAAGCCAACGAGGCGACAACUGAUUUGAUCAAAAAUAAUAUGGAUAAACUUGAAACGAUCGCCCAGGCACUGCUGAAACGUGAAGUGCUCAACUAUGAAGAUGUCAAGAAACUCAUCGGAACACCCAAAUUCGGCGACAAACACGUCAUUGAUAUGGUGGAGAAUGUGCUCCCGAAGGAGGAUAAUUAAUUUUUGCUCAAUGUUUUUUUUUUUUUUGGAAUAUCUGUAAUUUUCGACGGGUUGUAUUUCCCCCAUAUUUUCUCGAAUUUUUUUCUCUUGUUAUUAGGCAUUAGGCAUAUAAUAAAUCGAUUUUUUAAUUG
Molecule: messenger RNA, 2376 nt
Organism: Caenorhabditis elegans
Lineage: Eukaryota; Metazoa; Nematoda; Chromadorea; Rhabditida; Rhabditidae
Gene: ppgn-1
Product: AAA+ ATPase domain-containing protein
Exons: 10
Coding region: 2-2245 (747 amino acids)
Source: RefSeq, marked reviewed